CAUUUUCAUUCAUUUAUUUUUUGGUUUGCCUUGAUAAGUGAUAAUUACAAAAUAAAUUCUUGUGCAAGCAGAGAAUGGCCUCGAGUGUUACUAAAAUGCAAGUCCUAUCUAUGUAUAAAAAUCUGAUGAGGGAAUCGCAGAAAUUCGCCAAUUACAACUUCAGAGCCUACGCGCUGCGCAGAGUCCGAGAUGCCUUCAAAGCCAAUAAGGCACUGUCAGACCCCAAACAGAUCCAGAAGGAGUACCUGUUUGCCAAGGAAAAUCUUGCUAUUAUCAGACGCCAAGCAGCAAUCGGGGAUAUGUACCAGACAGAGAAACUAGUUAUCGAGAACCUCCGGUAGGAUAAGUUGUAAGAAUUUAAAAUGUAGUUUACUCUAUUACUUUAGUUACAGGAUAAGUAAGUAAGCUGGUCUUUCUACUACAGCAGAGAUGAGUCGACUAAUAAAGAUAUGCAAUAAUCAGCCAAUGGCCUUAGAUUUCAUCCAAUGGAAUUGAGGUUUUUUUUUAUUUAUACUUGUCUCUUCUUCAGUCUGUCUAUGCUAAUUGACAACGUUUCAAAUUUUUCAAUGUCCCUAAAUCGAAAACCAUUUCGAGAUAUACGCUUGUAGAUCACAUAAAUCAUUUUUUUAAUUUUUUUUUUCGCAUUU
This is a messenger RNA of Leguminivora glycinivorella, 647 nucleotides long. RefSeq names its product LYR motif-containing protein 4B (gene bcn92). The record is from RefSeq and is a predicted model, not a curated record. Bases 75 to 341 code for a protein of 88 amino acids. NCBI's taxonomy places the organism in Eukaryota, Metazoa, Arthropoda, Insecta, Lepidoptera, Tortricidae. Gene Ontology annotation, cellular component: L-cysteine desulfurase complex; mitochondrion. Gene Ontology annotation, biological process: iron-sulfur cluster assembly. The transcript is spliced from 3 exons.